CCGCCGCCUCCGGUGCGGCACGGCUCGGCAUGGCAUGGCACGGCUCGGCUCGGCUCGGCGCUCUCCGCUUCACCGAGCGGCUCCGGGGCCGAGAGUGCAGGGCAGAGGAGGAGGCGCCCCUUGUCUUUCCGUUCCCGAGCUCUGGCAGUGCCGCUGGUUAUGGGGAUUUGGCUUGCGAGGGGGCCAGUUGCUGCUGCUGGCCCACUGCCGUAAGCCAGCGUUCCCGGGCUGCCCCACCAGGAGCUCUGCGGAGGCGCGGACGCGCGUCUCUCGGAUCAAGCCUUCCGCAAUGAGUAAGCGUAAGGCGAAGGAGAGUGGUGGAGCAAAUGGAGAAUGCAUUUCGCAGGCACAGAAAAUUUUACGUGAAAGAUUCUGUCACCACUGUGCUGCUGGAAGACUGUUUGGGAUUGAACAUCAGUACAGACAUCUGCUGGAUCUGCUGAAACGGACUACAGUUCAUGGAGAAAGUAAUUCUGCCCUCAUUAUUGGACCCCGAGGAUCAGGAAAGACUGCGUUAUUAAAUUGUGUCUUAAAAGAGCUUAAGGAAAUGAAACAAGUUAGAGGGAACCUCCUGGAAGUUCGUCUGAAUGGGCUUCUGCAGACUAAUGAUAAAGUGGCCCUGAAGGAAAUCACCAGACAGUUGAACCUGGAAAAUGUAGUUGGGGAUAAAGUUUUUGGCAGUUUUGCUGAAAAUCUUGCGUUCCUUCUUGAAGCUUUAAGGAAAGGAGAUCGAACUAGCAGUUGUCCAGUCUUGUUUAUACUGGAUGAAUUUGACUUGUUUGUUCAUCACAAGAAUCAGACGCUGCUCUAUAACCUCUUUGAUAUAUCACAGUCAGCCCAGACUCCAGUAACAGUUAUUGGACUUACAUGUAGGCAGGAUAUUCUGGAGCUCUUGGAGAAAAGAGUAAAGUCAAGGUUCUCUCACCGACAGAUAUAUCUAAUGAAUUCUUUUGAUUUUAAACAAUACAUAAAGAUAUUCAAGGAACAGCUUGCUCUUCCUGCUGAUUUUCCUGACAAGUCUUUUGCACAAAAAUGGAAUACUAAUGUUCAGCAUCUCUCAGAGGAUAAAACUGUGCAGGAUGUGCUGCAGAACCUUUUUCACCACAGUAAAGAUCUGCGGACACUUCACUUGUUCUUGAUGCUCGCUCUAAGUAACGUUACUGUGCAUCACCCACUUAUCACUGCAUCAGAUCUCCAUGAAGCAAGCAAGCAGUAUCGAACGGACUCAAGAGCAAAUAUUGUACAUGGUUUGUCUGUCCUGGAAAUCUGCCUAAUUAUAGCUAUGAAACACUUGAAUGAUGUUUAUGAAGGAGAACCCUUUAACUUCCAGAUGGUUUACAAUGAAUUCCAGAAGUUCAUACAGAGGAAGGCACACUGUAUGUACAACUUUGAAAAGCCUGUUGUCAUGAAGGCAUUUGAACACUUAUUACAGCUGGAAUUAGUAAAGCCAAUAGAAAGACCAAAUAUACGUGCUCAGCGUGAGUACCUCCUGAUGAAGCUGCUGUUGGACAGUACUCAGAUCAUGGAUGCCUUGCAGGUGUACCCAAACUGCCCUGUGGACGUGAAGCAGUGGGCAGCCUCAUCACUCAGCUGGCUCUGAACUUGCUGGAACUUGCAGCCUCACUUUCUGCAACCAAGCUUUUUGAGUAUGAGCUGCAGCAGAGGGCACGUUUUCCCACAGGAGGUAACUUUUUGGAAGAAGCUUUGCUGAUUGAUGGGGGAUUUCAUUUUUCAAGAACUGCUCCAAUGUUACGUUCUGCUGGCUGUAACAGUGAUGAAGGGGAAUGCUCUGGCAGUUUAACUCAGCUUGGUGCCAGCUUUUUCUCUGGUGCAGAGUUUCCACUCCAUAUAAAUCUUGAGUUCCUUGGUCUAGGAUUGACUGUGUCAGGUGUUGCCUUGGGGCACACCACCCACAUGCCUGUGGGUCUGGCUUAAACCCCAAGGCACAGUUACCUCUCAAAUGCUGUUUGAAGCUUAUACUUGGUAUACUUUUUUUCCCAAAUUUGACUUGAUGCAGGAGACUUUUUAAUUAACCUUUAAUGACAACACAUGGUGUUUUGGGAUGAAGUACAACCCACCUUGGCCAGGUUACUCAGCUGCUUCUGCAGGGACCAGCCUGCUGGGGCAGCUCUGGAACACCAGCAGAUCCCCCAGAAUGCUCCUGUGGGCUUUGUGGCUCAUUGAUGGGAAGUCUGUCUGACAGCAGGGGGAGGGAAGGCUCUGUCUGGAAGGUACAUGCUACUGCAUAUGUACUUCAGUGAUACCUGGCAGAAGUACACUUCCUCCCAGGUAAGAGUUACCAUUGGUUUGGAACCACAACAUGUCACGAAAAGCCUUGCUGCAAGGAUAACAUAAACUGUAAAUAAAAAUGUUGCCACAAGA
Messenger RNA from Melopsittacus undulatus (budgerigar), 2382 nucleotides. RefSeq names its product origin recognition complex subunit 4 (gene ORC4). NCBI's taxonomy places the organism in Eukaryota, Metazoa, Chordata, Aves, Psittaciformes, Psittaculidae. The transcript has 14 exons. Gene Ontology annotation, molecular function: ATP hydrolysis activity; DNA replication origin binding. The record is from RefSeq and is a predicted model, not a curated record. Gene Ontology annotation, cellular component: nucleus; nuclear origin of replication recognition complex. The coding region runs from base 35 to 1600 and encodes 521 amino acids. Gene Ontology annotation, biological process: DNA replication; DNA replication initiation.